GGACAGUCGAUGCUCUCGCUCUUUGCUCAAUUCACCGACCUUGGUUGAUUUUCAGGACGCAGGCGGUGAGAGACUGCUAACUUUCCAGCGUUCUUUGAAAACAGGAAGAGGAAGUAAAGCAAGAGCACGAGCGCAUUCUUAUAGGUCAUCACAGCCUGACAUGCCGGUGUUUCCACUGCAGCCAUGGAGCACGUAACUGUUAGCGAGGAGCCGUCCGCUACACUAAUGUACCAUGUGGAACGACCCAUAUUCAGUGAAGCCUAUAUUGACUCAGAGCUUCUGCACAAGAGGAAGAAGACACCCAAACCCUAUAAACUGAGAGUAGCAGAGCAUCUCUGCUGUUCGUCUGAGAAAGUCAAGUCUGUUGUAUUUGGUUUUCUACCCAUUUUAACAUGGCUGCCAUCAUAUCCACUAAAGGAAUAUCUUUUUGGGGACAUUGUCUCAGGAAUCAGCACAGGUGUAAUGCAGCUACCUCAAGGUCUUGCUUAUGCAAUGCUGGCAGCUGUCCCUCCAGUGUUUGGCUUAUAUUCAUCAUUUUAUCCCGUCCUGUUAUACACAUUCUUUGGUACCUCCAAACAUAUAUCAAUAGGCACAUUUGCUGUAAUCAGUCUGAUGAUUGGUGGGGUUGCUGUAAGAGAGGCCCCAGACUCCAUGUUUAUGGUCAAUGGGACCAAUUCUUCACUGGUUGUGAAUAUUGAGGCCCGUGAUUCCAGAAGAGUGGAGGUGGUUGUAGCUCUGACAACUCUAGUAGGAAUCAUCCAGUUUGUACUGGGUCUGCUGAGGUUUGGUUUCCUGGCGAUUUAUCUGACUGAGCCGCUGGUGCGAGGUUUCACCACUGCCGCGGCUGUGCACGUCUCAGUGUCGCAACUCAAGUACCUGCUGGGAGUGAAGACUGCACGCUUCAAUGGGCCUCUUUCUGUAGUGUAUAGUCUCGAUGCUGUCCUCAGGAACAUUGCAGACACUAAUAUUGUCACUCUAAUUAUUGGGCUGGGGUGUACUGUGUUCCUGUACAUCAUCAAACAGCUCAACGAACGCUUCAAGAAGAAGCUACUUAUCCCCAUCCCUGGAGAAAUCAUAGUGGUAAUUGUGUCCACUGGUAUCUCAUACGGGAUGCUUAUGUCUGAAAACUAUGGUGUGGACGUUGUGGGUAAAAUUCCUACCGGGUUGCUGCCACCCAAGGUUCCAGACUUCUCAGUUUUUCCAAACCUCUUUGCAGACGCCGUUCCUAUAGCUGUUGUUGGAUUUUCCAUUACAAUCUCAUUAGCCAAAACCUUCGCUCUAAAGUAUGGCUACAGUGUUGAUGGAAAUCAGGAGCUCAUCGCGCUGGGACUUUGUAACUUUGUCAGUUCGUUCUUCCACACGUUUGUCGUCACCGCCUCAAUGUCUCGCAGCCUGGUACAGGAGAGCACUGGAGGACAUACUGAAAUUGCAGGUCUCUUGGCGUCCCUACUUGUGCUACUGGUGGUGGUGGCCAUUGGAUUUGUCUUUCAGCCAUUACCCACGACGGUGUUGGCUGCUAUCAUCAUGGUUAAUCUCCUGGGGAUGUUUAAGCAAACAAGGGAUAUUCCAGUUUUAUGGAGAAAAAGCAAGAUUGAACUGGCAAUUUGGCUGGUGUCUUUUUUUGCAUCGGUUCUCCUGGGCCUGGAUUAUGGUUUGGCGGUUGCCAUGGCUUUUGCUAUACUCACCGUGAUUUACAGAACACAACGCCCCAAAAAUGUCGUUCUUGGACAAAUCCCAGAUACAGGAUUGUACUUUGAUGUGGAUGAAUAUGAAGAGGCUGAGGAAUGCUCAGGGAUUAAGAUUUUUCAGUCCAAUUCCUCCAUCUACUUCGCAAACAGUGAGCUGUAUGUCAAGGCCCUCAAGGCAAAGACUGGAAUUGACCCGGAAAAACUGCUUGAUGCCAAGAAAUUACAGCUCAAAUAUGCCAAAAGAGACACAGAGGGUACAAAGACUGUAAACCAAGGCUCUUUGCUGAAGAAAAAUGCAGUCGUCUUAUUGGACAUGGAGCUGGGCGUCACUCAUGAAGUCCUGAACGGGCCACAAAAACCAAAGCAUGUACACACCAAUGGCCAGAUGACCGAGAAACACAUCGAAUCUGAAUCUGAGGAUGAAUUCUUUCUGCAGCGUCUCACCCCCAUUCACUCCGUCAUCCUGGACUUUACUCCUGUUAACUUUAUUGACUCUGUAGGAGCCAAAACCAUUAAAUCAGUGAUCAAAGAGUAUGCAACAGUUGACGUGAAGGUUGUACUUGCUGGAUGUAGCAGGACCCUUCUGUCUGAACUCAGGACGCUCCAGUUCUUCAGUGAGCCUGUGACCCCUGACCUCAUUUUCCCCACCAUUCAUGACGCAGUACUGCAGUGUAAACGUUGGAGGGAUCUUCCCGUCCACCCAAACAUCCACUGAACACAAACAAAACACCCAGGUGACCUCUGGGUUUGAGCGGGUAGGGCUGGAGUGGCGCUAAUAUGGAUGGCGUUGUGCUGGAACGAGCACAUGUACUGUUACUCCUAAGUCGCUUUGGAAGUCACCGAGCCCAAAAUGUUUUAGAUUUCAAAAAACACUUUAUUUAAUGCCAAUAUACCAGCAACUGUUGGGCUUAAUAUUGUGGCUACUCUGGUUAUUAUCGCAAUAGCCAUGUUUUUAAGAUACUGACGACUGUAAAACACUCUGUACCUUCAGUUAUUUUAAGUGCAAUUAGGGUGGAUGGAUUAAUGACCAAUUUAGGUUUUUAGCGCUGGUCUAAAUCUUUUAAUGACAUUCCAGCGAGCUUAUUUUUAUGAUAGAAAUUUAGUUUUAAAGUUGUACACGGUGUGCUUGCUGUUUGGCAAUACAAAUUAGGCUAAUCAUGAGUAUUUCUGUUUUAUUAUUAUUUGGUGCCGUUUCUGAUCUGGCUGUAGUAUUCAGUCGUUUUAAAAAGCAGCUUAAUUUGUUACUUAAUAUCGCACAGUUGGCGAAGAUGCUGCUUUUGAUGUUAUGAUAUACUUUAAUCUGACGUUUCUGAGAAAAACAACUUCGUUUGCUGCCAGAUAUUGAUUGUGCUUUUUCGCUUUAGGGUUUUACAGCCCCUUUAGUUCAAUCGGUGACAUUUUUUUUGGCUAAUAGUUUAUCUAGGUCACACCAGGGUUAGUUUGAACCUACUGUUUGUAUUUAUUUUCUUUGUGUGACUUCAAAAAACAUUAUUAUCACAAAGUGUUCUUGGUUAUUGAUUAUUGAAACAGCGCAUUUCAAGCAGCAGACAUCACAUGAAGCGUUACAUGAAGUCUCUGAUGUUUGACGCAGACACUGCCUAUGAAAUGGUCACUCCGGGCACUCUUUGUGCUCAUAAGGAUUUUAUAAAUAUAUAUAUUUUAUUCUGUACUAAUAUUUAGAUGCUGUUUUAUUGGGGGGUAAUGAAGACCAAAGUUCAACAAUCAGUUGCAACGGCAGUGUAUUUUAUUGUCUUUUUAUGCAUUUGUGAAUUUAGGAUAUUUUUUAUUGUAUAAUAAAUGCAAAUCACAACUCUAAA
Molecule: messenger RNA, 3505 nt
Organism: Danio rerio (zebrafish)
Lineage: Eukaryota; Metazoa; Chordata; Actinopteri; Cypriniformes; Danionidae
Gene: slc26a5
Product: solute carrier family 26 member 5
Biological process (GO): sulfate transmembrane transport; monoatomic ion transmembrane transport; transmembrane transport
Cellular component (GO): membrane; plasma membrane
Molecular function (GO): secondary active sulfate transmembrane transporter activity
Source: RefSeq, marked provisional